AUGUAUAUUGCAAACAUAAGGAGGAAGUCUACAAAUGGAGGGACAGAUGGAAAUGAAGGAACAUGUAUAAAGGGUGAUGAUGCAUCGUUGAGUAAUGUAUCCAGUGAUCUUAAGGAUCAAUGUUACAAACACUACAUACAUACGGGUAGACCAAGGAUCACCCACAUAAAAUAUGGUGAAAAAGACCUUAUUAUUGCAGAUGAAUAUAUUAACCUUGCCGAUAAGCACAAACCAAUAACUAACGUGUCUGUCUACUUUAAUGUCAAACAUGAUGGUGGUGAUGAAAUAAAGAAGCCUCUUCUACUCAAACUUAAAAUCAAAAACAAUGGCAACAAUCCCUGGUAUGAGAACACUGGGGAUAGCAAGACAUGGAGGAGGAUAAGUGGGACUAGAGUUAAUCCAUUUUACAAAGGGUCUAUUCCAACUCAAGCACUUAAAGAGAAACUCAAUAAAGUUGCUUGUAAACUUCACAAUCUUCAUUUCCUCGACAUUUACAAGACAAAAGACUAUGAAUGUCCGUGUGGUACGGCCAAGGUUAAAGUUACUGAAGAUAAAACUGGUGGAGGUAUUCCCGGAUAUAUAAAGUACGAAUAUUCUUACACUAGUAACAAAAACUCUGUUAGAUACAAAAAUUUAAACCUUAAAUGGAAAAACAAUGGAGAAAAUAAAUAUGAUGAAACAUUUCCACUUGUUAGAAAAGACACUCCAAAUCUAACAGUUUACUACUGUAAGGAAGAUGAAAAGCGUAAGAAGAAACCCUUACUUAUGCAAGUUUCUCUUGGACGAAAUUUUGGAGGCAUACCUAUUCCUCUAGGUAAUGAUGGAGAUCCUUACAACAGCACGUGGACAGUAAUUGAAGACAUUGAUUAUUUACUAACACCUCCAGAUGAACUUAGGGACAAACUUCAAGAACUAAAGCAUAAACUCUUCAGACCAGUGAUCAUCAAUAUUACCGAGGAGGGUAAAUAUACCAACCCAUACUGUAAGAGCGAUGGAUGUAAGCAACAAAUUACCUACCCCGUACGUACCGGAUUGUUAUAUGUGCGUGAUUAG
This is a messenger RNA of Theileria equi strain WA, 1053 nucleotides long. RefSeq lists its product as hypothetical. The record is from RefSeq and is a predicted model, not a curated record. The transcript has a single exon. NCBI's taxonomy places the organism in Eukaryota, Apicomplexa, Aconoidasida, Piroplasmida, Theileriidae. The coding region runs from base 1 to 1053 and encodes 350 amino acids.